CGGAUGCCGCGCGACGAUCCGGGAACUUGAUCUUUGGAAUGCGCUUGAGAAUUUGCUGCCCGGCCAUCCUUUCUUUCUCGUCAAAAACCCAAAUCUUUGCUUUAGGGCUACCAAGAACCCUAGCUAUGGACGACGCGCGGGCGCUUGUUACGUCGCUCAGAUCCGCGUACACCGCCACUCCGACGAAGCUCAAGCUGAUCGAUCUCUAUGUCGCCUAUGCCGUGAUCACAGCGAUUGUCCAGACCUUGUUCAUGGCUGUGGUUGGAUCUUUUCCUUUCAAUGCAUUUCUCUCGGGGGUUUUGUCCUGCGUAGGAACGGCUGUUCUGGCUGUUUGCUUAAGGAUGCAAGUAAACAAAGCCAACAAAGAAUUCAAGGAUCUUCCACCGGAGAGGGCCUUCGCUGAUUUCGUCCUGUGCAAUCUGGUCCUUCACCUGGUAAUCAUGAAUUUCCUAGGAUGAGAGAAACUCUUCCUUCGUGCUCGUUUCUUACAAAGACAACGAAGAACUUUGACGGAUUUUUGUCCAUGAAUUAAACCUUAGAGAGCUCGCACCUCUCACCUCUUGUGGA
Molecule: messenger RNA, 567 nt
Organism: Selaginella moellendorffii
Lineage: Eukaryota; Viridiplantae; Streptophyta; Lycopodiopsida; Selaginellales; Selaginellaceae
Product: dolichyl-diphosphooligosaccharide--protein glycosyltransferase subunit DAD1
Exons: 5
Coding region: 39-458 (139 amino acids)
Biological process (GO): protein N-linked glycosylation
Cellular component (GO): membrane; oligosaccharyltransferase complex
Source: RefSeq, a predicted model, not a curated record